AUGGGGGAAGGCGCAAGGGAACCACAGAGAAGGGGGAUGGAGAGAGGAAAGGGAUUGGAUGAGGAAGGUUAUGGAAACUGCCUACCGUCAGAUGAGAAGCCACCUGCACGCAUGGCAUGUGUGCUGUGCUGCCAUGCCAUGUGCCCCUCACGUGCUGCAUGCCUCCACGCCCAUGUAAGUGGUGGGCUGAGCUUGCCACAUUCGUCUCCUCCCUUCACCUCCCCGUCCUUCUCCUCCCACCCCUCUUCCUUCUUCCCCUCCUCUUCCUUCUCCUCACCUACUGCAUCUCCCCCCCUCCCCUCCUCACCACCUUUGCUCCUCUCAGCCCUCGUCAUCUCUUGCUCCUUCCCUUAUCCCUUCCCUUCUCCCGUCUCUCUUCCCGUCUCUCCUCUCUCUCUCCACCCUUGCCCUCGCCUACCUACUGCUUUCCAUCCACCUCCUAUCUAUCACCCACUGUCCCGUCCGCGCUCUGCCCCCACUUCUGCACCUCUUCCCGCAUGCUUCAUCCUCUACCCACGCCCUUCUCUCCUCCCCCCUGCCCUCCAUCCCACCUUCCCCUAA
Molecule: messenger RNA, 561 nt
Organism: Closterium sp. NIES-65
Lineage: Eukaryota; Viridiplantae; Streptophyta; Zygnematophyceae; Desmidiales; Closteriaceae
Source: the annotation of a GenBank genome assembly